This is a messenger RNA of Strongylocentrotus purpuratus (purple sea urchin), 2103 nucleotides long. Its product is annotated as tyrosine-protein kinase BAZ1B. Gene Ontology annotation, molecular function: histone H2AXY142 kinase activity; protein binding. Gene Ontology annotation, cellular component: WICH complex. Gene Ontology annotation, biological process: chromatin remodeling. The transcript is spliced from 13 exons. The record is from RefSeq and is a predicted model, not a curated record. NCBI's taxonomy places the organism in Eukaryota, Metazoa, Echinodermata, Echinoidea, Camarodonta, Strongylocentrotidae. Bases 1 to 2103 code for a protein of 700 amino acids.
AUGAAGACUCUAAAGGAGAAGAACGACAUAAAGAAGGAGGAGAAGAAGAAACUGAAGGAAGAGCGUGAUUUGGAGAGACAGAAGAAACAAGAGGAGAAAGCAAAAGCAGAGGCAGAGAAGGAGCAAAAUGGUGGGAAGAUAGGUGAGGAGGAGAAAGACGAGGAGGAUGAUGAUGGAGAUGAUGGCGCAACUACCAAACCUGCUCCCAAGGCAGGGAAGAAGACGAAGAUAGAACCAAAGAAGGAACCGAAGAAGGAGGAAGAGGAGAGCCUGGACCUUGCGUCUGUUGUCAAGCGGAGGCGGCUCAUGGUGGCAAAGACCAAAGCUGAGAAAGAGGUCCAGGAGAAGAUUGAGAAGGAACGACGUCUCAAAGACCAGGAGGAGAUGAAGAAACAAAAGGCAGAGGAGCAGUUCGAGAAGACCUUCAAGGAGGGAAUCGCAAACGCCAAGCUCGUCUUACGGAAACACCCGAUUGGCUACGACCGGAACCACAGCCGAUACUGGCUCUUCUCUCCGGUAGUCCCUGGACUAUUCGUGGAGAAGGGCUGGGCCUCGAAGGACAUCCAUUAUUCUGCUCGGCUCGACGGUGAGACCGACAACGAGGAGGAGGACGGGAUGGACGUCGAGCAGGUGUCUGGAGAAGAGGGGGAGGAGACGACAAUUUGGAAAGAGAAAACAGUUCCUAAGAUUGGUCAGAACAUGUGGUUCCAGUACGACACUGUCAAAGAGUUGGAGAGUCUUCUCGUAGCCUUAGACAACCAGGGGAUUAGAGAGAGCGCCCUCUUUGCCAAGAUUCAGAAACAUCACAGUGAAGUUUCAAAACUUGUCAUGGCUGCUAGGAGAUCUGGGCCUGAGCUUCGUGAUUCUGACGGUCCGCGGGAGCUCCUGGACUCGUUCAAGGAGGACUUGAAGGACAUUGAGACACACAUCAGACAGGGAAACCUGGGAGGGGUCUCCAAGCUUGAGAAAUGGGAGAAACAACUAGACUCGGCAACAAAGCUCAAAGAGCUGAAACCUCUCCUUAUUGAGAGCCAGGCCUGUGUGAAUCUCAAGUUUCUGCAGGGUAAGAUGGCCCCCACCAAACCCAAGCCUAAUAAACCUAUCUAUGGCUAUGUAGAUGAAGACGAAGAUGACAGCCAAGAAGAAGAUGACAAGCCAAUUGAGUCAGAGCGGGUUGUGAGGUGGCGUGAGCUCGUGAACAAAGCCACGUCUCUCUCGCGGCUUCACAUCCUUCUCUGUAUUUACGAGAUCUCCGUCAAAUGGGAAAAGUCGGCCGCAAACGCGAAAUGCAAGAUCUGCAGACGGAAGGGUAACGAGGAUAAAGUCAUCAUGUGUGAUAAGUGUAAUCAGCCUUUCCAUCUCUUCUGCCUCCGUCCUGCGCUACCUGCCUUCCCUACUGCAGAAUGGAUGUGUCCAGCUUGUGCACCAAUCACCGUGCGUACCGGGAGAGACCGAAACUACGCCGAGAUCGACUCGGACCCAUCCUCAGAAUCCUCAGAAGACGACCCUGAAUCUGACUACGAUGAGGAGGAUGAUGACGAUGAUGAAUCGGACGAGGAGGUCACAGGGAGGCGCGUGACGAGGGCGGUCAAGGGCAAGAGGGUCAAGAAGAAGGCUCCUCCGGCGAGGGCCACUAGAGGGCGUCCUGUAAAACGAGGGCGUGAGAAGCCAGCGCCCAAAGCAAAGAGAUUACCUAAACUAGAUAAAGAGGCAGCUGAUGGCAUUAUAUCUAGGAUGCUGAAAUACAGGGACAGCAAACCACUCAGACAGCCACCUACUAAAGCUGAGGUUCCAAAUUAUAAGAAGUUGAUCAAGAAUCCUAUGGAUCUACAGGUGAUGAAGACAAAGUGCGAAGGAAAGGAUUAUUCCAAGUAUCCUGAAUUCUUUGAUGAUAUGCAGUUGACUUUCAGCAAUGCUGCCAAGAUGUAUGAAAAUGACAACUACAUCUUGCAGCAAGUCCGCAAGACCAAGGAUUACUGUGGGAACCUGAUCAAAUGGCAUCUAGAAGCCGGUCGUGACCUCUGGAAUAAAUAUCUUGAAGAAGAGGAGCAAGAAGAAGAAGAGGAGGAGAAUACCUGUUUUCGGACUGCUACCAGACUCUAG